AUGUGGUCUGCAUCUUUCCGCCUCGCCAAAGGCGCUUUUGGUGGUGUCCAAACAAGGGGAUAUGCCUUGAUGCAAUCGAGUGCACCUCUAGGUAAAGCGACGUACAAACCUCGACACCUCAUGUCAAUCAGCGAUCUCACCAGGGAUGAAUUCUCUCAAUUGAUCAGAAAUGCCAGCAGGCGCAAGCAGCAAGUGAAGGAUGGGAGACUUGCUCCCGAUUUCAGGGGCCAGCUGUCGAAUCAGACGGUCGCCAUGAUGUUCAGCAAGCGCAGCACCAGGACUCGAGUCUCUACGGAAUCCGCUGUGGCCAUGAUGGGUGGACAUCCAAUGUUUCUUGGGAAGGACGACAUUCAACUCGGUGUGAACGAGUCCCUUCAUGACACGUCGAAAAUAAUUUCGUCUAUGACCUCCUGCAUGGUAGCCCGAGUCGGCCCUCAUUCGGACGUCACGGAGCUGGCCAAAUACUCUUCCGUCCCCGUCAUCAAUGCCUUGUCUGAUGAUUUCCAUCCGUUGCAGACUAUCGCAGAUUUCCUUACAAUCCACGAGACAGUGACUUUCCCUGACCGUCACCGUGAUGCAGUGAUACCACCAGGCCUCAAAAUAGCAUGGAUUGGAGACGCCAACAACGUGUUAUUCGAUCUGGCCAUCGCCUGUGUAAAGAUGGGCGUCACUAUCUCUGUCGCCACCCCGCCGGGCUACGAAAUCCCCAAAGCAAUGGAGGCGUUGAUCGAGGCACAAGCCAAGGGCGUCGAAUCGCCCGGAAAGUUGGAGCAGACCACAGUUCCUGAGCAAGCUGUUAAGGAUGCCGAUAUUCUGGUCACCGACACUUGGAUCUCCAUGGGCCAAGAGGCUGAAACCAAGAAGCGGCUGAAGGACUUUGAGGGCUUUCAAAUUACAAAGGAGCUUGCUCGGAGGGGCGGCGCGAAGCCCGAUUGGUUAUUCAUGCACUGCCUCCCUCGGCAUCCUGAGGAGGUCGACGACGAGGUGUUCUAUGGCACGCGAUCGGUCGUAUUCCAGGAGGGCGAGAACCGUUUGUGGGCUGCGAUUGCUGCUCUCGAAGCAUUCGUCGUGAACAAGGGCAACAUCGUGUAA
Pseudomassariella vexata is the source of this 1092-nucleotide messenger RNA. Its product is annotated as Aspartate/ornithine carbamoyltransferase. Bases 1 to 1092 code for a protein of 363 amino acids. The transcript has 3 exons. The record is from RefSeq and is a predicted model, not a curated record. Gene Ontology annotation, molecular function: amino acid binding; ornithine carbamoyltransferase activity. Gene Ontology annotation, cellular component: mitochondrion. NCBI's taxonomy places the organism in Eukaryota, Fungi, Ascomycota, Sordariomycetes, Amphisphaeriales, Pseudomassariaceae. Gene Ontology annotation, biological process: L-citrulline biosynthetic process.